AUGUACCAUGUGGAAGCAGAAAAGUACAAUGGAGGUUUUAUCUCCGCAGAGGGGAGCAAUGAGGAGCCAGAGCACCGAACAAAAGCAGCAGUUUCCUACCCUUGCAUCACCCGUCCGAUGGCCCAGUCUCGCACCAUGAACAUCAGCAGGAACUGCACCUCGGUGGGGAAUGGCGAGGGUCUGGCAGCCUUGGAGUCCGUGUCUAUAGUGACCAUCACGCUCCUCGCCUGCCUGGGGAACCUGCUGAUCGUGGUGACCCUCUACCGCCGGCCGUACCUGCUCACACCCAGCAACAAGUUCGUGUUCAGCCUGACCCUAUCCAACCUGCUUCUGUCUGUUCUGGUGCUGCCGUUCGUGGCGGUGAGCUCAGCUAAGAGAGACUGGGUGUUCGGGGUGGUUUGGUGCAACUUCACGGCUCUGCUCUAUCUGCUCAUCAGCUCAGCCAGCAUGCUCACCCUCGGAGCGAUUGCUAUUGACAGAUACUACGCCGUGCUCUACCCAAUGAUCUACCCCAUGAAGAUCACGGGGAACCGGGCGGUGGUGGUCAUCGUCUAUGUGUGGUUACACUCUCUGGUGGGCUGCUUGCCUCCUCUGUUCGGCUGGUCCUCCUUCGAGUUCGACUGCUUUAAGUGGACGUGUGUUGCUUCGUGGUCCAGGGAGGUGAGCUACACGGCCUUUUGGGUCAGCUGGUGCGUCCUUCCUCCGUUCUUCGUCAUGCUGGCCUGUUACAGCGUCAUUUUUCGUGUCGCGCGCAUGAAAGCUCGGAAAGUGCACUGUGGGACGGUCGUGGUGGCCCAGGACGAGACUAAUGGAGCUCAGAGGAACGGACGCAAGAACUCGAGCACAUCGACUUCCUCUCACGGAAGCCGGCGCAGCCUGGUGUACUCAGGGAGUCAGUGCAAGGCCUUGGUCACCAUCUUAGUGGUGAUCGGCACGUUCCUCGUGACUUGGGGGCCUUAUGUCGGGGUGGUGUGUACCGAGGCUCUGUGGGGACAGGGCAGCGUCCCUCAGGAGCUGGAGACUCUGGUGGCGUGGCUGUCUUUCUGCAGCGCCGUGUGUCACCCGAUCAUCUAUGGCUUGUGGAAUAAAACGGUGAGGAAGGAGCUGCUGGGGAUGUGCUUCUUCGACCGCUACUACAGAGAGUCGUUCGCCACGCGGCAGCGCACGUCCCGCCUGUUCAGCAUCUCCAACAGGAUCACAGAUUUGGGUAUGUCCCCACACCUGACUGCCAUGCUGGCUGGUGGAGGACACCUGUUGGCUCCUGGAAGCAGCACAGGAGACACCGGCUUCAGUUUCACCCAGGACUCAGGCACAGAUGUGAUGCUGUUAGAUAACUCCUGCACAGAUUGCUCCUCCCUCCCACUGCAUUAUGGGAAUCCGUCCACGAAAAGGAGGAGCUCAGUCACCUUUGAAGACCAGGUGGAGCAUUCUAAAGCUGAAACGUCCUCAGUCCAAGUCCACGCAGAGGUCCACAAAUCCCUCGACUUGUUCGCCUCCAGCUUAGCAAAGGCCAUAGAGAGCGAUGCUAAGCUUGCGCUGUUUGGGGAGGACGUGACUCAGCAGGGGGGGCUGUUCGUGACGAGGGCAGCGCAGAGACCCAGAUACCAGGACGGUCAGAGACUCAGACUGGAGAGCAUCGAUGAAGGGAUCGUUAAAGACGACCGGGAGGAGGAACACCAGGAUGUGGAGGAGAAACUCAUCUGAACACAUCAGGUCCAUAAAGAUAGAGGACCUCACAGCUUCAUAGCUCAGCUCAUGAAGUUCGGAUUCUCCAUACUUGAAGUUGUUAGC
Messenger RNA from Nematolebias whitei (Rio pearlfish), 1791 nucleotides. It is a transcript of the gene gpr161b, whose product is annotated as G protein-coupled receptor 161a. Bases 1 to 1704 code for a protein of 567 amino acids. Gene Ontology annotation, molecular function: G protein-coupled receptor activity. Gene Ontology annotation, cellular component: membrane; recycling endosome. The transcript has 7 exons. Gene Ontology annotation, biological process: G protein-coupled receptor signaling pathway. The record is from RefSeq and is a predicted model, not a curated record. Lineage: Eukaryota; Metazoa; Chordata; Actinopteri; Cyprinodontiformes; Rivulidae.